ACACGGGUAGUGCUGCUGCAAAUAAAAAGAAAAGGCCAACCUGGCAUCAAGGCCUGGUGAACACCUAUAAGCCCUGCAGCAGCUUCUCUUCUUUUCCCCUGCUUGCUCUCCACUUUACUUUACAAGCAAUCACCUCAAUCAUGGUGCGCACAUCGACCCUGUUCGCCGCUACGGCUGCUCUGGCCCUCAAUGCGCGCGCAGAGAGCAUGUACCCCAAGAACAGCGCCGUCGUCUCGAUUAACGGCAUGGACUACGACCGAGUCAUUGCAAAGUCAAACUACACCUCUAUUGUCGAAUUCUACGCGCCAUGGUGUGGCCACUGCAAAAACCUCAAGCCCGCCUACGAAACAGCGGCUAAGUCUCUUCAAGGAAUAGCCAAGGUCGCCGCCGUCAACUGCGACGAAGAGAUGAAUAAGCCUUUCUGCGGAAACAUGGGUGUCCAGGGCUUCCCUACUCUCAAGAUUUUCCGUCCCAGCAAGAAAUAUGGCAAGCCAACAAUCGAGGACUACCAGGGUCCUCGAUCAGCCAAGGGCAUCGUCGAGACUGUCAAGGACAAGGUUCCCAAUUCAGUCAAGAGGGUAAACGACAAGAACCUCGAUGAAUGGCUACAAGAGAACAAGGACACCGCCAAGGCUAUUCUGUUCAGCGAAAAGGGAGUUGUCAGCGCCACACUCAGGGCACUGGCAAUUGAUUUUGCUGGCAUCGUCUCAGUUGCUCAGGUUAAGAAGGCCGAGAAGGCAGCGGUUGAAAAGUACGGCAUCACCGAGUAUCCCACGCUGAUCCUCAUUCCCGCCGGCUCAGACACGCCGAUCAAACAUGAGGGCAAGGUCGACAAGGCGGCCAUGGUCAAGUUCCUGUCUCAAGUCGCCCCGCCAAACCCCGACUGCCCGCCUCCCAAAGAGAAGAAGGCAAAAGGCAAAAAGGAUAGCAAGAAGGAUUCCAAGGCCUCGAGCAAAUUCUCCAAGGCUUCGGCUGCUCACAAGGAUGCUGAAGCUUCUUCGGCUGCCGCAUCAGCGACAGAAGAGACCGUGGAGCAAUCUACGGAGUCGCCCGAUCCAAACAUCAAGGACGAGGACACUCCAAACCCAGUUGUCAUUCCUGAGGAAGAACUCAAGCCAACGAUUCCCUUGAUCGCUGAAUCUGCCGAGCUGCAAUCCAUGUGCUUGACCGACCAAAGCAAGACGUGUAUCCUGGCACUCUUGCCCAAGGAUGAGACCUCGGAAACCGCCACUACCGCCGUCGCUUCUCUCGCUUCUAUUCACAAGAAAUACGAUGUCGCCGGAAGCCAUCUGUUCCCCUUUGUCAGCGUUGCCUCCGCUAAUCCUCUGGCCGCUAACUUGAUUGCGGAGCUGAGUCUCGGAAGCGCAGACCAAGUCCACCUCAUUGCCACUAACGGCAAGCGCGCGUGGUAUAAGAAGUACUCGGGCACCACCUUUGGACUUCAGGAGGUUGAGCAAUGGGUCGAUGCCAUCCGUAUGGGAGAGGGCAAGAAGGAGAAGCUGCCAGAUUCGCUUCUAGUGCCCGGUGAAAAGCCAAAAGCUAAGAAGGUCAAGGAAGAAGUCCAUGAGCAGGUUAAGAUUCAGGUCGAGGAGGUUGAGGAAGACGCGCCCGAACAUAACGAGCUUUAAUUAAUGUGUUUUGAGAAGUGUAGUGCAGUGGUUUCUCCAAGAGACGUGUAUAUCAAAGUGUUUAUUAUUAUAGCUGGAUUUUCUUGAAUGCCUUUCUCCUUGACCUA
Bipolaris sorokiniana ND90Pr is the source of this 1735-nucleotide messenger RNA. RefSeq lists its product as uncharacterized. The coding region runs from base 141 to 1628 and encodes 495 amino acids. The transcript has 3 exons. Gene Ontology annotation, cellular component: endoplasmic reticulum lumen. Gene Ontology annotation, biological process: response to endoplasmic reticulum stress. Gene Ontology annotation, molecular function: protein-disulfide reductase activity; protein disulfide isomerase activity. NCBI's taxonomy places the organism in Eukaryota, Fungi, Ascomycota, Dothideomycetes, Pleosporales, Pleosporaceae. The record is from RefSeq and is a predicted model, not a curated record.